Messenger RNA from Humulus lupulus (European hop), 1977 nucleotides. Its product is annotated as probable polyol transporter 6. The transcript has 2 exons. Gene Ontology annotation, biological process: transmembrane transport. Lineage: Eukaryota; Viridiplantae; Streptophyta; Magnoliopsida; Rosales; Cannabaceae. Gene Ontology annotation, cellular component: membrane. Bases 326 to 1828 code for a protein of 500 amino acids. Gene Ontology annotation, molecular function: carbohydrate:proton symporter activity. The record is from RefSeq and is a predicted model, not a curated record.
AACAAUAACUACUAUAUAUAAAACCCUUCUUUUGUUCAUGUUUAUUUAUAAGAAAAAAAAAAAACCAACAGAGUGGGGAAACAAAAGAUACUUAGCUGUAUACAUAACCUACUCAAAGCCUUUUUAGUACAUAUCUUCCAUAUCUGAUAUCUUACUCCGGAGAUCGAUUUUAAUAAUAUCUUUUUCUCUUUAUAAAUACCUUUGUUCAAAAGGGUUGAUCUUAUUAUUAGGUACUCGUAUACAUAUAUACAAAAGUUCAAGCCUUUAAUUAUCUUUAUUUACUCAUCACAUCAUAGAGAAAAAUACAAAGAAUAUACAGUAAAAUAUGGAGGAGGGAUUUGGAGAAACCAAAGAAAAGUUCAACAAGUAUGCAUGUGCAUGCGCCAUUGUUGCCUCAAUGAUAUCAAUUAUAUUUGGCUAUGAUACUGGUGUUAUGAGUGGAGCCAUGAUAUUCAUAAAAGAAGAUCUCAAAAUAAGCGAAGUGGAAGUAGAAGUCCUGGCCGGAAUACUCAACAUCUGUGCGCUCGUCGGCUCACUCGCCGCCGGUAGAACUUCCGACUACAUCGGACGACGUUACACGAUAGUUCUAGCCUCUAUAAUCUUCCUCACAGGAGCGGUUCUAAUGGGGUACGGACCCAACUACCCCAUACUCCUCACCGGAAGAUGCAUAGCCGGAAUAGGAGUCGGUUUCGCCUUAAUGAUCGCUCCAGUCUACUCCGCAGAGAUUUCAUCUCCGGCAUCACGAGGGUUUCUGACGUCACUACCGGAACUGUGCAUCAGCCUCGGUAUCCUAACCGGUUACGUCUCCAACUAUCUCUUCGGCAAGCUAACUUUGAAGCUCGGCUGGAGAAUGAUGCUGGGAGUGGCGGCGAUUCCUUCGAUCGCCUUGGCAUUUGGGAUUCUGAAAAUGCCGGAAUCUCCACGGUGGUUGGUCAUGCAAGGUCGGUUGGGUGAAGCCAGGGAUAUUUUAUCACACGUGUGUAAUUCCAAGCAAGAAGCCGACGCUCGGUUCCGUGAUAUCAAACUCGCAGCCGGUAUCGACCCGGACUGCAACGACGUCGUUUUGGCUAAAGUCCCGAACAACAGCCGCGGCCAAGGGGUUUGGAGAGAGUUAAUCCUUCGGCCAACCCCAGCCGUCCGAUGGAUUCUGAUCGCAGCCGUCGGUAUCCACUUCUUCGAACAUGCGACGGGGAUUGAGGCUGUCGUUUUGUACAGCCCCAGAAUCUUCAAGAAAGCUGGGGUCACUAACAAAGACAAGCUUUUACUCGCCACCGUUGGGGUUGGGCUGACCAAAACGUUGUUCAUCUUAACGGCGACGUUUUUGCUCGACAAAGUGGGAAGAAGGCGUCUUUUGCUGACCAGCGUGGGUGGUAUGAUAGUGGCUUUAUCUGGGCUUGGGGUUUGCUUGACUGUAGUGGAGCAUUCGACCGAGAAGUUGUUAUGGGCCUUGGCCCUAAGUAUCACAUCGGUUUAUGUUUUCGUGGCCUUUUUCUCUAUUGGGCUUGGGCCCAUUACUUGGGUUUAUAGUUCGGAGAUCUUUCCAUUGAGGUUGAGGGCCCAGGGAAUGAGUAUUGGUGUAGCAGUGAAUAGGAUUAUGAAUGCUACAAUCUCCAUGACUUUUAUUUCGAUCUAUGAGGCUAUUACAAUUGGAGGAGCUUUCUUUAUGUUUUCGGGCAUAGCAGUUUUGGCUUGGUUGUUCUUCUACUUCUUCUUGCCUGAGACUAAGGGAAGAACAUUGGAAGAGAUGGAGAUGGUCUUUAGCAGAAAUCGUAAGCCUGAAAAUAAUCAAGGCUUGGAAAUUCAACGAAAGAGUGAUGGUGUACAAUGAGUAGUUUUUACUUUAGUACCUUUUUUAUGAAUGUGUGUGAGUUUGACGUUGAAAAAAAAUGUCAAAUAAUGUGUUUGUGAAGGAGUGGCAUAAACUGGAGUUAAACUACUAUACUUUUUGGUCAUUAAUUAAGGAUUAUAUUAACAGUA